Molecule: messenger RNA, 352 nt
Organism: Staurois parvus
Lineage: Eukaryota; Metazoa; Chordata; Amphibia; Anura; Ranidae
Source: the annotation of a GenBank genome assembly
GUCAAAAAAUGGAACACACCAGCAGUGUGAGGAGACCUGAAAGUGGCACAUGGCAUGGCAGAGUGUGGCGAUGGAGACAGCAGCAAUGGGAGGCCGUACAGGGACCCAUGAGAGACUCUGGACCUGGCAGCAGCAUGAUGAGGGCGGUAUAGGGGCCCAUGGCAGAUUAGGGGCCUGGCAGCAGCUAUGGGAGGCCCGUAAUCUGCCAGCACCCUAUGACAAAAAAAAUGGAACACACCAGCAGUGUGAGGAGACCUGAAAGUGGCACAUGGCAGAGUGUGGCGAUGGAGACAGCAGCAAUGGGAGGCCGUACAGGGACCCAUGAGAGACUCUGGACCUGGCAGCAGCAUGA